GACUAAAGAUCGACUUUGACUUAACGAUAAACCAUUCAUGAUUCAUCCCACCAAAUUCCAAACAUUUCCCCAAGUUUCCGGUCACCACUUUCCGCCCUUUCAGAACAACCCCCAAUCCCCACACAGACUCACACACUAACCGCUUGCCUCUCUGAAAAUGGGUUGGCUAUGGUGGAUUUCAGCUCUCUUCUUCUUCUUCCUCUUCCCCCUUACCUCCCUUUCAACGUCGUACACCUCUGAUCUCUUCCGACAAUGGUGCCAACAACACGGGAAAUCCUAUUCCACCGAAGAAGAGAAUCUCUACAGGUUCAAUGUUUUCGAAGACAACUACGCUUACAUUAUUCGUCACAACAGUAAUUCCAAUUCUUCUUAUACGCUUUCUCUCAAUUCCUUUGCCGAUCUCACUCACCACGAGUUCAAACUUGCUCGAUUACGCGGCCUCUCCGCUUCUGCUGCUUCCGAUGAUCUGAUUAGGCUUAAUCGCGGUAGUUCGUUGAUUGAAUCAUCCAGUUAUUUACCUAAAUCUUUGGAUUGGAGAGAUAAAGGAGCAGUUACUAAUGUCAAAGAUCAAGGGAGUUGUGGUGCAUGCUGGUCAUUCUCAGCCACAGGGGCAAUGGAAGGAAUCAAUCAAAUCGUAACAGGAUCCCUCAUCAGCCUUUCUGAACAGGAGCUGGUUGAUUGUGACAAAAGCUUCAACAGUGGCUGUGAGGGUGGACUCAUGGAUUACGCCUAUGAAUUUGUAAUAAAAAACAAAGGAAUUGAUACUGAAGAUGAUUACCCAUAUCAAGCCAAACAAACUUCUUGCAAUAAAAACAAAAGAAAGAGAAACAUUGUCACCAUUGAUGGUUACAAUGAUAUUCCUGAAAACAACGAAGAUCAGCUACUUAAAGCUGUUGCAAAUCAACCUGUGAGUGUGGGUAUAUGUGGAAGUGAAAGAGCCUUUCAGUUAUACUCAAAGGGGAUAUUCACGGGGCCAUGUUCAACUGCUUUAGACCAUGCAGUGUUAAUAGUUGGAUACGAUUCAAAAGAUGGAGUUGAUUACUGGAUUAUAAAGAACUCAUGGGGAAACUCAUGGGGGAUAAAUGGUUACAUGUAUAUGGCACGUAAUACAGGGGAUUCACAUGGUCUAUGUGGGAUCAACAUGCUUGCUUCUUACCCAAUCAAAACUAGCCCUAAUCCACCUCCUUCACCUACCCCAAAACCAGUUAAAUGUAAUCUGUUUUCAUGGUGUAGUGAAGGUGAAACAUGUUGUUGUGCUUCAAAUUUUCUUGGGAUUUGCUUGAAAUGGACUUGCUGUGAGUUGAAUGCUGCUGUAUGCUGUAAGGAUCAUCGCCAUUGUUGCCCUUCUGAUUAUCCCAUUUGUGAUUCUGAAAGAAACUUGUGUCUCAAGCAAACAAACAAUGGUACGUUAGCAAUACAGCCCAAGAAGAACAGCGAUUCUGGCAACUCAGGUGGCCGGAGUACCCUCCAUAAGCAAUACUUUUAAAGGUGAUGAUGGAAGAAUUUUUGCUCUAAAUUAUUCGGAUUCAUUGUAGAUUCUGAAUAUGUAUCAAAACGAUUUGUAAAGCAGAGAAUAAUUUCACUACUAUUUAUCAGAAUCUUUACAAUAUAAA
This is a messenger RNA of Lactuca sativa (garden lettuce), 1613 nucleotides long. RefSeq names its product xylem bark cysteine peptidase 3 (gene XBCP3). Gene Ontology annotation, molecular function: cysteine-type peptidase activity. Lineage: Eukaryota; Viridiplantae; Streptophyta; Magnoliopsida; Asterales; Asteraceae. The record is from RefSeq and is a predicted model, not a curated record. Gene Ontology annotation, biological process: proteolysis.